Messenger RNA from Dermatophagoides pteronyssinus (European house dust mite), 556 nucleotides. RefSeq lists its product as uncharacterized. NCBI's taxonomy places the organism in Eukaryota, Metazoa, Arthropoda, Arachnida, Sarcoptiformes, Pyroglyphidae. The record is from RefSeq and is a predicted model, not a curated record.
UUUUCUGAGAGCAACUAUUUUGCUUGUGUGAUCUUUCUAACAUCGCUCUACUAAGACAGUUAUAACAUUAUAACAGUAAAAUUAUUCGAAAAACUUCGAGAAACGUGAUUCACCGAAUUUAUAACAAAUCAGAAAAUUCGGGUUCUUCCGAAUUAUCUUCAUUUAAUUUCAUCAUUCAUUAAGAUGAUGGAGAAAAAUAACAUGGUUACUCCCAAAUUGCAUUUCAUUUCCCACUAUUCGGAAAUGAUGAACUUUUACGGCAAUUUAGGUAAAUUUGCCACAAUGUGCUUCGAGAGGAAGCACCGGCUUCUCAAAACAUUGGUCGCUCAUUCAAAAAACUUUAUAAAUGUGGCCUAUUCACUUUCUUGGCUACAUCAAGCAAAAAUCGCUUGUUCGGAUCAAGAAACAGAUGAAACUAUAAACGAAUGGCCAACAACAAAAAAUAUUGUUCGUUAUAUGAACAAGAAGGAUUCAACAUACGAAUUCAUGAAAGCACAGUCAGCUUUUUAAAAAUCGGUGAAAAGAUAAUGGUAAUCGGCGAGAAAAUUGUGGCCGA